AUGCACUUCUCUUCAACAGCUGCUUUCUUCGUACUCUCUUCUCUGGGUGCAUCCUACGUGCUGCCUUUCAACCAUCCACAGCAGGCCAACGACAAUUUAAUGCGACGAGAGCUGCCAUAUGCUGUGGUCAACGUCGACGGUGAUGACCAGACCACUAGCAGCUCCAGAUCAAGCAGCAGGAGCAACAAUACGUCUCCAGCCAUUCAAACAGUUGUUGAAACUGUGACUGCGUCCAGUCCUCCAUCCCCACCAGUGACUGUCACGGUGACCACAAUUGCCUCCCCUACUCCUAUCGUUUCGUCAUUUCCGUGCAGCGGUAGCAGUACCCCCAUUUCCAGCUUGGGAUUGCCUCCAUUGAGCAGAGCUGGGACUUUGAUUACCGUGCCUAGCCCUAGUGGCACGGCUUCGUCGGGCCAAACGAGCAGCGGCAGCUUGAGAAACACUGUUCGUGCAACACCAACCACAUAUAAUCCUUGA
This is a messenger RNA of Aspergillus chevalieri, 477 nucleotides long. RefSeq lists its product as uncharacterized. Lineage: Eukaryota; Fungi; Ascomycota; Eurotiomycetes; Eurotiales; Aspergillaceae. The record is from RefSeq and is a predicted model, not a curated record. Bases 1 to 477 code for a protein of 158 amino acids. The transcript has a single exon.